Molecule: messenger RNA, 1422 nt
Organism: Kalmanozyma brasiliensis GHG001
Lineage: Eukaryota; Fungi; Basidiomycota; Ustilaginomycetes; Ustilaginales
Product: Aldehyde dehydrogenase
Exons: 1
Coding region: 1-1422 (473 amino acids)
Molecular function (GO): aldehyde dehydrogenase (NAD+) activity
Source: RefSeq, a predicted model, not a curated record
AUGUCGUCUAUCCAAACUACAAUCGCGCCGUACGACCAGAGCGUUGUCUGCAAGAAGCAGCUGCUCUCCGAGGCAGAGCUUGACAAGGCUAUCCAGACGGCAGCUGCUGCGCAAAAAUCAUGGGCCAAGGUCCCCGUCGAGGAGCGAGUGGCCAUCAUCACCAAAUGGAUGGGCAUGCUCGACGCCGACAAGGAAGAACUCGGCAAGGAGCUGUCGGUGCAGAUGGGUCGACCAGCAGGACAGUGUGCUGGUGAGAUCAAGGGUGCUGUCCAGCGAUGUCGAUACCUCUGCAAGGUGGCAAAGGACAGCCUCGCCGACAAGCCCCAAACCGAAACCGAGACUCCCAACCUCAAGCUCGCCAUCCGACGUGAUCCAUUCGGUGUUGUCGCCAUUGUGACGCCGUGGAACUACCCCUACCUCACUACGGUCAACGGCCUGAUCACCGCUUUGCUCGCUGGUAACGCUGUGGUGCUCAAGCCUUCGCCGCAGACACCGCUCACCGCCGAAAGCUUCCAGCGCACCCUCGAAGCAGCUGGUCUGCCCAAGGGUCUGUUGCAGAUUGCCCACCUCGAUUUCGAGACCACAGCCAAGCUAGCCGCAGAUGCUCGCAUCGGCUUCCUCAUCUUCACGGGCUCGGUGGCUGGUGGCAAGGCGCUUGCUAAAGCUGCCGCUGACGGUCCAGGCUUCAAGGGUGUGGGUCUCGAGCUCGGCGGCAAGGACCCAGCCUAUGUACGUGCAGAUGCCGAUAUCGAAUGGGCUGCCGAAGAGCUGGUGGACGGUGCCAUGUUCAACUCGGGUCAGUCGUGCUGUUCGGUGGAGCGUAUCUACGUCCACGCCUCGGUCUUCGACAAGUUUGUCGAGGAGUUCGUUGCUGUCGCCAAAGGCUACAAGCUCGGCGAUCCUAGCCAGCCAGGCACUUCGCUUGGACCUGUGGUGAGCCUCGCCUCGGCCGAUCGCAUCCGCAAGCAGGUCGACGAUGCUCUCAGCAAAGGAGCCAAGAACCUCAUCCCAGACGAUCUCUUCCCCGAGGCCAAAGCAGGCACCGCGCUCGUGGCACCCACCGUGCUGGUCAACGUCGACCACUCGAUGGAGAUCAUGACAGAAGAGACGUUCGGACCCGCGAUCGGCAUCCAGAAGGUCGACUCGGACGAAGAGGCACUCAAGCUCAUGAACGACUCGCACUACGGCCUCACCGCUUCCAUCUGGACCGACAUUGAGAACGCCGACUCGGCCGCUGCCUUCGACAAGCUUGCCACCGAGCUCGAGACAGGUACGGUAUACCUCAACCGCGCCGACGUCCUCGACCCCGCUGUGCCCUGGACCGGUGUCAAGGACAGUGGACGCGGUGUCAGCUUGAGCACGCUUGGAUUCGACCAGCUCACGCAGCCCAAGUCGAUCCAUAUGCGAUUGCGCAAGGCCUGA